CCAAAGCGAGGAGUAAAACGCCGGUUAAUUGUUUGCAAACAUGGCUGUCAACCUAGUGAAACACAAGGAUGAGCUCCUUUGCGCAUGGAAGGAAGUAGUUGAUGACAAAGAUGGGACCAACUGGGCCUUGUUUGGUUAUGAUAAGCAGACUUACGACCUUUGCUUGGUCGGAAAAGGAGCUGGAGGCCUGGAGGAGCUGACUGAAGAAUUAAACUGUGGAAAGAUAAUGUAUGCAUUCUGCAGAGUGCAAGAUCCCAACACCAAUAUCUCAAAAUUCAUCCUCAUAAACUGGCAAGGUGAAGGAGCACCAUUAGUAAAGAAAGGAUGCUGUGCAAAUCACUUCAUGGAUAUUAGCAACUUUUUUCGGGGUGCACACAUCACCGUCACAGCAAGGAAUGAGGAUGAUGUCGAUCCUUCACUCAUACUGGACAAGCUAUCCAAAUGCACUGUGUCUUCUUUCAGCCUUAGGGAGCGAACUGACCCAACAGAGAGUUCUAGACCAAUUGGAAGUGUGUACAAGCGCAUACAACCAGCUAGGGAGAUCUCCACAACAGAAAGAGAAAAAUUCUGGAUGAAGGAACAGGAAGAAGAGAAAAAACGCAUUGAGGAGGAAAAGCUUAAGGCUGAGGCAGCCCGAAAUCGUCUGGCGGAGGAAGUGAAAGAGCGGGAGUUGAAGGAUGCUCGAGCAAGGGAGGAGUGGUUCAAGGAACGAUCACUCUCUAUAGACAAAAUGCGAGAGGCAGAGAAGAACGCUCAGAACUCCACGCACAACAAAGUGAAUAAAAAGCUUUGGGAGCAGCAGCUGCAAGAGGACAUGCAAGAUGAAGAAGAACGAAAACGCCGGUCACAGAGCUUGAGAAAUCAACGGAAUGAGGAAGCACAAGCACUGAUUGCCCAACGGACCGUCAACGCAAAGGCCAUGUUUCAACCCACCACGUACACUGGUACCUAUGCCUCCCAAGCUGCUAGUGUUCCAAAUCACGCAUCUGCGCAACACACUAAUCAUGAAAGCAUGGUCUCAAGAGCCGAUGCAUGUGCUAGCCCACAUGCAGUGCAGAACAAUCGGGAGGCGGCAGUGACAUCGCCUCCGGCUGAGUUCACAUACACACGUAACCAGCUUCAGGGCAAAGGGUCUGCUCGGUCAGAGGCUGAGCCAGAGCCUGAGCGGACUCACAAUCAAAGCUGGGAAGCAGGGGCAGCUGCUGAAGCCUCUGUGUGUGCUUCUGAGGCAGCGAAUGAAUACAGUGCUGGCUUGAGUCAGGCGCAGCUGGCAACUGUGGAAAGCAGUGAUCCGGGACUCCGUGCUCGGGCUUUGUAUGACUACCAAGCUGCUGACGACACGGAGAUUUCAUUUGACCCCGAUGAUGUCAUCACACAUAUUGAACAGAUUGACGAGGGCUGGUGGCAAGGCUUGGGACCAGAUGGUACCUAUGGUCUUUUCCCUGCUAAUUAUGUGGAGCUCAUUGAAUGAACCAUGUUGUUUGUGGUGGCAGGUAUAGUUGUUAAGCGGCUGGCACAGAUUACUGGCACUUGAAGUUUUAUGCACGCUAGAUAUAUGCAUUUAUAUAUUUGUAGCUUACUUGGCAGCAGAUGCAGCACUGUGCAUCUCUUCAGCAUUACAUUUCAUUGCAGGUGGUGCUGAGUGGAGCAUGUCAGUUUGUUACAAGCGGUCUUUACACUGCAGCAUUUUUGGCUGAGAAAUUUUGUGCCAGUCUGCUGUCUGGCUUUUCUUAAGCCAAGUAUGACUUUAGGAGUCUGUUAAUGGUAUAUUUCUACACUACGUAGCAAUGAUUAGGUAACUUGAGGAAUGCUACCCUUUGAUGACUGCACUAAGAGAUGCAAGUUUUAUUAAAACAAGAGGGAUGGCAUAGCAAUGGUUUUUUGCUGGUUAAGUAAGCAUAGCUUAUUACCUUAAGGAUUGUCUGAGUGUUGCUUGUGGUAUGCGCAACACACAUUACUCUUUGAACACUGGAGACAAGGUGUGCGCAGUGUUGCACAGUUGCUGCUCAUAUCGGGGCUCUCUUUUUAUAAGACUUGCAUUCUUUGCCAUGCUUCACUGCUCAUCAUGUUCUCAAGAGGUUUUCCUGUACUGGCUACAAAAAGCUAUGGCUUACAUUUUUGCAUUUACAUCCUUAGCUAGUGCUUCUUAGUCAUGUGCCAUUAGGCACUUGCAAGCCAUUGGAGCUGCACUAGGUGUUCAUGUUAGCUGUAUGAUUUUUCUUAGGAAGUUUUCCUUUUCCUUUUUUCCUCUUGUGUUCAUGUGUUCUUCAAAGGUGCCAGUAGCAUUUUAGUCUGGCAACAAGUCUUCUUGCAUUUGAAAAAGAGAGGCUUGUUGCAAGUGUUCUACAGAGUUGUCAAGUGUUCUACAAAGCUAAGUCAUGUUGAUGAAAGCCAUGUGGUGAGUGUGAGCCACACCUUUUACAGUGCUGGCAUGUGAAACGUGAAGCCUGCAAGCAGGUCUCAGGAGUAUAUACACUACUAUGUACUAACUGCUGGUUUACCAAAAAAGAGAGAGAGAAAGCACAUUUGCUGUCCACUUAUAAUGAUAUCACAAAAGUUCAAUUGUUAUGAACAGUUAUCGUUAUGAGCAGGGACACCUGUACUGUGGCAAGGGGAAGCUUUUAAAAAAAAAAAAAGUGCACCUUUCUAAACAGCCCAGACCUGUGUCUAUUUUGAAGUUGGAGAAGUUGCUCAAUAAAGAGAAACAACAAAAGAAAAACUUCUUGUGGUGCUUAAAAGGACCCUGAACAACUUUCUUCUAAACUUUCAAUGCUUUGAAGUGCAUCCGAGAAAUAUAUUACUGUAAGAAUUUCUUCAAAAGGGACCUAGUACGAGCAGAGGUAUUAAGAGCGCAAUGUUUACCCUUCUCAUUCCCUUUCCAUGUCCUCUAUUUCGAAGGAGAGGGACAAUGUUAAAGCAUUACAUUUCACUCCUACAAUGCUGGGCACAGUCAAGCAUGACCAGUCACUUGUUUCUUCUAGAAGUGCAACUCUUAUCGAUACUUGAUAUGCAGUUUUUCAGUUACUUCAGCUUUUUUAGUUGACUGCAUCAAUUAAUGUACAGUCACUGCUCAUUGGGACGUUAAACCCCAGAUAUUAUAGUCACUGCUCAUUGUUUGGACUCUCAAGGAACUGCAAAAUCAUCUGAAAAAUUGGGUAGUCACAAAAAGCAAAUGGAUACCUUUCUCUUUACUGGCUUCAAAGGCUCCACUUGCCAUGGCCACGUCAGAAAUAGCCCUGAAAGUCUUCGAAUAUACUUAUUUGGUGUCACGAUGCUCGUAGUUUGACAGGAGACGGUGAACGCACAGAUUUGUAAUUAAGGAACACAUAGCUAUGGCCUAUGACAGUGGGCCCUUUUCAUCCUUAGUAUGCUUUGUUACAAUGCUUUAUGCAUGCUUGACUGCGUAACACCUCUGCAUUUCGGCGAAGCUUGCUUUCGGAAACAACUACGGCUGCAAGCAAAUUGGUGCACGGUGGCGCUGGUUCAAAGCUGCAAAAUGAUCAUCAUGGCAGCAGUGAUGGCUUCGAUUAAUGUCAUUUUGAGCGUACAAUCAUGGGAGACAGCAAGUCUGAAAACUUGGAUGGCAAAGGGUUUCAGUGUCUAAAAUAUCAGAUGUCCUAUUACAUUGGCUCUGUUAGGUACUAUCAUGAGCAGUAUCAGCUCGAACACGCGAGAGCGUGGCGAAUAGCCUCAAAAUCGAGAUAGCAUGAUAUGUGGAUGGCGCUGCCACAACCGGAGGGGAGAGGAGGGUCGCUCUUCCGCUAACUGUUGGCACACCCACUUCGCUAGCGUUGCUGCGAAACGGCAGCUGACUGCGUGCCAUCGGCCGCUAGUAAUGAAAACGCAAAAAAAAAUGCACGAAAAACAGUAAUAAAUAAAAAAAGGCAUAUCAAAAUGCUCAGCCAACACCACGGAGAUAUAAUACAAGCAUGGCCUGUGCAUCACAUCAGGCUACGUCACAGCUGACAUCUCAGCAGCUACAUAGCAUGAUGGGUGUGGCUGUGCGCGUUGAUCUGAAUUCAUAUCACCGCUAGCGACCACUGACACACUGUAAGCUGCCGUUUUUGCAGCAACGAUAUUGAGGCGGGAGUGUCAACAGCUAGCUGAAGUGCCGCACCCUUUCCACUUUGUUUCCGACAGUGGCCGCUGCGAAUCAGUCGAUGUAGGAUUCGAGGCUAUUCGCCAUGCGCCCGUGUGUUCGAGCUCAUAUUGCUCACGAUAGUACACGGCGGUACUGUGAAGGCAUCCACAUUGUCGGGAAUGUCCAAAAAAUUUGUUGUUGACUGUACAUAGCAAAAGCAGAAAGAAGUGCCGUUACCCAAAGAUUUUGCUUUUUGUCAACUAUUAGCCAAUGGUCGACUAAAGUUGCAACUUGGGCUUGUUGGUAUGGCAUAUUUGGAUGACAAUAGUAGUGCAAAGAAAGAGGGCACAAGAAGGCAACAAAGAGACAUACACUGCCAAAAUAGCCAAUUAUCCAGAUAGCCAGUGGUAGCUCUUUCUGAGAAUCUGCUCUAUGGUGACGCAUGUGGGGAAGGAGCAGGUUUGGAGAAAGGUUAAAUUUGUGCUCUGCUCGUGAACUCCGUGCGCUGCACGCAACUACAAAACUUGACGGAUUAUUAUUGGCGGCUGCAUGUACCAUCUGUAGGAUGUGUGUUUUCACCAAGCUUGACGGGUUGUUGAGAGCCAAAUUAAUUUUUAUUUGGCAUCAAGUACACUUAACAAGGUCCAAAAUUGAGUGUAACAUGGAUGUAGUGUAGCAUCUGUACACUUCACAUAAGGUCUGUAGUGCUGUGUCAAAUUGCAUGCCUGCUUGCGGGUAUGCUCACAUGAUGGUUUCAGUAUAGGUAUACCGGUGUUUCAAGAAAUGUGUCCCAAAUGAGGUAAGUGCGAUAUUUACUUGCAACUUUCAUAGUUACUUUUUCUAUGAAGGCAAAUAUCUUAAGAUGAUUAGACGUUAAAGGGAUACUGGACAAAAUUUUCGCCGCCGAGAUAAAUGGCCCAAUUGAAAGAUUGGAUGCUGAAAUUUGUUGAAACAACCUUCAUUUCAGCCAGAGACUAGCAGAAAAUAAUGAAUUUAAUGCAUUUUUCGCAAAUUGGCGCGUCUAGCGGCCGCGCCGCGAACUAGAGAGGAAGUGACGCGAAACUCGGCGGAUACUGACUCGCCAACCGUGCUCGCUGCAAAAUCGCUUACCAAUCGACAUCGCAAAGCCGCUACCCGCUGCCGCGCGUCUCUCUCAAAACGUGUUCUCACGGUCGGGAAGGUGUUCUUGAGAGGAGAGGUGGAGAAAGGGAAGUGGCAGGGCAGGAGAGAGCGUGCCGGUUGCCCCCCUCUUGCUGGAGCAUUCAACGUCACGGCCGUCGACAAGCGCACUGGCGUGGAGCCGCCGCGCUCUCACAAUCCACUAAAAAUACGGCCAACUGCUCGAAAUUACGUGAAAUAAACGCUGUGUAUAGGAACAGUCGUGUCGUCCGAGUCAAAUGCAAGUGUUUUCGUAGCUUUUUCAAAUUUUUGUUCAGUAUUCCUUUAAGUCCAGUAUUAAUGAUAGGAAUUAGCGUAACAUUUGAAUUAGUCGACAAGCGGUCGGGUCAAAUGGGAGAAUUGAAGUCGUUCCUAUGAAGAGCUUGCUUUGCGAUUUCCAAAAAGCGGCCACUGGUAAUUUUUGCAGAGUGAGGAAAAUUCGACCAAGUUCACCGGCAAAACCAAAACGCCGAAGAGCACAACUGCCAUACCCUAGCAGACACCCGGAAUGACGACACUGUUUCUAACUGCAAUUGCAAUGGUGUUAGUUUUUCUGCAUUUGCCAACCAAUGUGCGCCAUGCAAGCACAGCCCACACACACAUCCAUGGCAAGCACAGCCCACACAUCCACGAAGCAAAGUAGACCGAUGGUUGAGAUAACGACACUGUGUGCUUCUGUACAUUUCGGUUUUGGCAGUGAAAUUGGUCAGAUUUCAUCACUACACAAAAGUUGACAGCAGCCAUUUCUUGGAAAUCUGAAAGCGGCAGUGGGCUCUUCGCAGGGAGGAGUUAAGUUUUCCCAUUUGACACAGCCACUUGUCUCCUCUAAUUAAGAAGUAAAUUAUCUUAACUCCUAUAACUAUUUCCUUAACUGAUGCCUCUAUUCAUCUUAGGAUGUCUGCCUCCAUAGAAAAUGUAAUGCUGAAGGUAGGGAGCAAACAUUGCAGUUCUUAAAAGAUUUUAGGCCACAUUUUUGAAACAGCCUGUAUACUGAUGCAAGCCAUGCUGUUGGCAUUGUUUUCUUUGCAAUACAAUUUGCUCUACAUUGUACCAAUUUUCCCCAGAAGUUGUUCUGCAGAAUUUUGACCAUUGUAUCCAGUGCACUGCAAUGAUCACAGCAUCAGGUACCGUUUAUUUUUUUUGUUGAGCUAGUGUGCUGAAGUUACUGAUUGUUGCAAGGGGCACACUGUUAUUUUGGAUGUCAUUAUAAGUGGAUUAUGCUGUAAUUUUUUUUCUUCUGGCCACUACUUAAACAGCUUGUGCAUUGUAAUAUACAUAUUGAAGUUAUUGCCCAAGUUGCUUUUUUUGUAAUAAACUAGUUCACUAAGA
Molecule: messenger RNA, 6568 nt
Organism: Rhipicephalus sanguineus (brown dog tick)
Lineage: Eukaryota; Metazoa; Arthropoda; Arachnida; Ixodida; Ixodidae
Gene: Abp1
Product: drebrin-like protein
Exons: 13
Coding region: 41-1471 (476 amino acids)
Biological process (GO): regulation of actin filament polymerization; postsynaptic actin cytoskeleton organization; neuron projection morphogenesis
Cellular component (GO): dendrite; postsynaptic membrane; lamellipodium
Molecular function (GO): actin filament binding
Source: RefSeq, a predicted model, not a curated record